AUGAACCCCUCUGUUGUGGCUGCUCACAAGAGGAUUGGACUUCUCCAAAAGUUCAACAAAUGGCAAGGGAAGGCCAUUGAAAAGAUGCAAAAGUCCAUGGACAAGAUGGUGAGCAAGAUCAAGAGUUUGGAGAAGAAGGUUUCUGGUUCUUCAUCCAAGAAGAAGAAGGCAACCAUGGCCCCCACAUUCCUAGGAGUAGAUCUCUCCUCACCACUCCAAGGAGGCUUCAUACCCAAGAGCCUCACAGAGCCUCAUCAUUUGAGCCAAGGGAAGGAGAAGACAACUCGCAGAGGAGGAGGAAGAGUUCCAAGGCUCGACGCAGCAGCUCGACCACAUGACUCGAUGAUAUAUCCAUAUCUUUCAUGUUUUUAUCAAGGUCAAAAUAGCAAAGAAGAGUCCAAAAUGGAGCAAAAAGAGUCAAAUCACCAAGUUCCCAAGUCUAGAGCACCAAAUCUACAUUUCUCGCUAAAGACCAAACCGGAGCAUCCGAAGUACGACCGCAUGUUCAUGCCUUCCCGACGUCCAAAAGUCAUGAUUCUUAUAUGGAAAGAUAGAUAUUUGAGUCGUGACCCGCGGCGAAGUGGAAAGAGGUCAUUUGGAUCACUCGUUGGACCGGAACUUAUUUUCUACCAAGACAUGUCCGACGAGCGCCUAAGUAGAGCCCAUGGAGACUUUGAUGGAUCAAGAGGCCCGGAUACCGCGCCCAAGGCCUUGGCUCGUCUUGACACUAGCAUAACUCAAUCCAGAAGCUUCCAUUGGCCUGAACGCGGCCCAUUCAAGAACUUGGAGAGCAAGCUCAAGCGGCUAAAGAGAAAUGGAAACUUUCCUCUUCUGCGCGCGCUCAACUUUGCCGACCUAGACCCGCUCUCUACCUAUAUAUACUUGCUUUUAGCCUCUUAUGCCGCAUCACUCGAUCGAGUCCAAACUGAGGAAACUCAACUCGGUCGAGCUGAGGGUCGAGUUGGUCUUGAGGGGUCAGAAUUCGAGAACCCUGGGUUCGAGUACGAUCCGACACCUUACCAGGAGUAUCCCCAGAGCAGGUGGAACCCAUACGGUCAGUUCGAGCUAGCCAGGCUCCACCAAGGCCAAGGGAGCCACACACACUUCAACGAUGAAGAGGAAGAAGAGGAGCCGCAAGCUCGAUCAAGCGAGGUGAACCCGGUUGAGUGGAGUACCCCUGAUGGCCGCCUGCCCUCUCCUGACCACGACCUUGCCUCCCAGUUAUUUGGGGGGGCACUGAGUUUAGAGAAGAUUGUGGAGUGCCAAUCAUGUUUCAUCUCACGCCUUGUUCGUGUAGUCCGCCACAUUGCACCAGAGAGACUCUUUCGCCCUUCUCUCACUGCUAGAGAACCAUAUGAGCCUGACCUUGGUGAGUUCUCACUAGAUUCAGAGCUUGGUUCAGAAGGCGAUGGCCCCAUAGAAGACGAAGAGUUCUUCUCACCGCCACACUGA
Molecule: messenger RNA, 1452 nt
Organism: Microthlaspi erraticum
Lineage: Eukaryota; Viridiplantae; Streptophyta; Magnoliopsida; Brassicales; Brassicaceae
Source: the annotation of a GenBank genome assembly